UUAGAAAUGAAGCUGCUAAGCGAACAGCCGCCCAAGUAUCUCAACGAGGAGUUCUUCAAGACAGCCUUAGAGGAUGGGCUGCGUGAGAUGCGUGUGGAGAUAAAGAAAGUGGUGUUCAGUGAAUCGAGCGGCAGUGGAGCCGGCGAGAAUUAUUGCAGCAAGAUCUAUCGGGCUCGGGCGCUCUAUCGCAGCAGCAAGCGGCAGCGGGACGAGGAGCUGCAGCUGAUAGUGAAGAUUAUUGCCAUAACGCCGGCGACGCAGUUCCUGGAGGAGCUGGCCGUCUAUCUGCGGGAGAAGGUCUUCUACUUUGAUGUGCUGGGCAAGCUGCAGGUGCUGAUCGGCGAUGGCUGCCAGUUCGGCGCCAAGUGUCUGCAUACAACGCGUCUGCCCAUCCAGACGAUUGUCUUUGACGAUCUCACGCAGUAUGGCUACAAGCUGGCCAGUCGCCAGUGCGGACUCAAUGAGGAGCACUGCGUCGUGGUGCUCACCAAGCUGGCCAAGUUCCAUGCCAGCUCCAUGCUGCUGGCGGAGAAGGAUCCCGCUCUGCGUGCUCAUUUCAUCAGCGGCAUGCUCGAUGAGCAUUACAUUCGUACCAACGAGCGCUUCAUCAAGUUCAUGACGCUGCAGCUGAGCACUUUGGCCAGCCUGGUGAGCAACUGGCCGGGCCAUGAGCAGCUCGCAUUGAAGCUGCAGCGCCACUGCGACAAUAUCAAGGAGAAUCUAGUGCGCACAGGUCGAUCGCUGCCUGGUGAACUAACUGUGCUCAAUCAUGGCGAUCUUUGGGUGAACAAUGUCAUGUUCAAAUAUCACGAUCAGCUGCCCACCAAACCCAUGGAUGCAAUUUUUGUGGACUUUCAAAACAGUUUCUUUGGCAGUCCGGGCUGUGACAUAAACUUCUUCCUCAACAGCAGCGUCCAGCUGGACGUGCUCAUCCAUCGGCGGGAGUUUCUCAUACAGACUUACUACGCAUCGCUGCGCCAGAGUCUGGAGCAGAUGCACUCACCACUUGUGCCCAGUUUCGAAGAGAUUCAGCAUGAGAUUCACGCUCGUGAACUUUAUGGCUUCUUCUCAGCGUACGCCUUCUUGCCCAUGGUGACCAUGAAGAAGGAGCACUCCCAUGACAUAAGCAUUGAGGCCUUGACCAACGAGGAGUUUGCCAAGCAGAAGGUCCAACUAAUGUUCACAUCGAAUCCACGCACCAUGGACACAUUACGCUUCGCACUUCGACGAUUCGAUGAGUUGGGCAUUUUUGAUUGAUAUGCAUACUUAUGUUACAUACUAUAGUAUUCGAAAUACUUUUUUUUUUUUGUUAGUUUGCAAUUAUUUUUUUUAUAGCUCUAAGGCGU
Molecule: messenger RNA, 1346 nt
Organism: Drosophila busckii
Lineage: Eukaryota; Metazoa; Arthropoda; Insecta; Diptera; Drosophilidae
Exons: 2
Source: RefSeq, a predicted model, not a curated record